GAACUAAAUGAACUGGAGGUCUGACUGCGAGGGGAGGGGGCUCGAGAUGUAAGCAGUGAAGAGAUUUCGGGGUCUUGCACUGCGCCAUUCGGCUACGGCACGCCUCAGUCCGCCGCAGCUGCAGCUGGGAGAGGCCUUGCCUUCGCCGCUCUCGCCCAGGUCUCCGCUGCCGCUACCACCUCCGUUGCGAUCUCCUCGGCCCAGCCGCGCCCCGCCCCGCGCUCCUGCUGCCUUCACCGCUGCCAACUCCUCAGCCCGAGCCUCCGCUGCCGCCACCCAAGCAUCCGUGAGUCAUUUUCUGCCCAUCUGUGGGCGCGCGGUAGUCACCACCCUAAGAGGUGUGCAGGCUUGCAAAAUGGCAGAAGCGGAUCCUAGCAGGGUCUUGGAACCUGCCGCCCAGGGGGUGGAUGAAGAGAUGGUGGCUAGCUCGUCUAGCGAUUCUGGGGAAGAAUCUGACAGCAGCAGCUCUAGCAGCAGCACUAGUUGCAGCAGCAGCAGCAGUAGUAGUGGCAGCAGCAGCAGCAGCAGUAGCUGCAGCCGCUUCUAUAGAAAGAAGAGGGUACCUGGGCCUUCCAGAAGUGCGCGGCGGGCUCCGUCGGGUAGAAGUUUCGUGGAUCAGCUGCCUCGGGCAGUUAGAAAUCGUGUGCAGGCGCUCAGAAAUAUUCAAGAUGAAUGUGACAAGGUAGACGCCCUGUUCUUAAAGGCAAUUCACGAUCUCGAACGAAAAUAUGCCGAACUCAAUAGGCCUCUGUACGAUCGGCGAUUUCGAAUCAUCAAUGCAGAAUAUGAGCCUACGGAAGAAGAAUGUGAAUGGAAUUCGGAGGAUGAGGUGUUCAGCAGUGAUGAGGAGGUGCAGGAAGAAGGCCCUAGUGAGAUGCCUGCCUUAGAGGGUGAGGAAGAAGAGGAUGCCCCGAAAGCAAAACCUGAGGUCAAGGCUGAAGAAAAUGCAGCUCCGAAAGAAAAUCCCGAGGCAAAGGCUGAAGAAAAAGCAGAGUCUAAAGAUGCUCUGGAGGCCAAGACUGAAGCAAAAGAAGAUCCGAAAGAAUCCCCCCAGGCAAAGGCAGAAGGUAAAGAGCAGCCUAAAGUAACAGAGGCUAAGGCAAGGGCUCCAGGAAAAGAGGCUCCUAAAAGAGUUCCUGAGGUCAGGCCUAAAGAAAGAGCUCUUAAAAGAGCUCGCAAGGGAAAGCCUAAAAGAGAAGAUCCUAAAGGCAUUCCCGACUAUUGGCUGACUGUCUUAAAGAAUGUUGACAAGCUGGGGCCCAUGAUUCAGAAGUAUGAUGAGCCCAUUCUGAAGUUCCUGUCCGAUGUCAGCCUGAAGUUCUCAAAACCUGGCCGGCCUAUAAGUUACACAUUUGAAUUUUGCUUUCUACCCAAUCCAUACUUCAAAAAUGAGGUGCUGACCAAGACAUAUAUAAUAAAGUCAAAGCCAGAUCACAAUGAUCCCUUCUUCUCUUGGGGCUGGGAAAUCCAAGAUUGCAAAGGCUGUAAGAUAGAUUGGAGAAGAGCAAAGGAUGUUACAGUGACAACCACCCGGAGUCGCACAACUGCUACUGGAGAAGUUGAAACCCAGCCAAGAGUGGUUCCUAAUGCAUCAUUCUUCAAUUUCUUUAGCCCUCCUGAGAUUCCUACAAUUGGAAAGCUUGAACCACGAGAAGAUGCUAUCCUUGAUGAGGACUUUGAAAUUGGUCAAAUUUUACAUGAUAAUGUCAUCCUGAAAUCAAUCUAUUACUAUACAGGAGAAGUCAACGGUACCUAUCAUGUUGGUAAAGAUUAUGGAAACAGGAAAUAUCGAAAAUAAAAAAGAGGCCGCAUGAAAGAAUUUUCAAGAAUCUCAAAUUUCAAGCAGAAGUGAAGUAGGUUUGUAUAGUCUUGGAAAAAAAAAAAAAAAACCAACCUGCCCUGUAACCUCAGCACUAGUAUUCCUCACAGUCUUGAGUUUUCGUACUUUCUUGGUAGCCUAAAAUAUUGUCUUAAAGUGUCUAAGUAUCAGUUUAUUCUAUCUAGCCUGUUGUAGUGUAAUAUUCUUCAAAAUAUGUAAACUGUUGUCAAUUAUCUAAAGCAUGUUAGUUUGGUGCUACAAAGUUUUGAUUUUUGUGAAGUCCUUUUGUCAUGUUCCUAUUAGAAUGUAGCUGUGAAAACUGUCAGAAUUGUUAACUGAGACAAAUAUUUGCUUGAAAAAAAAAAGUUCCUGAAGCAUCAAUGCAAAUAUUUUUUUUUCUUUUUCCAGCCCAGAAGACUAAGGGUUUAAAUCUGCUUGUACUAGCUGUGCCUUCAUUACUUUGCUAUAGAAAUACAAUAUUAUACUAACUAGAACAGUGCAUUGUGAAAUUUGACCGCUUGAAAAAAAUUAGCAUACAUUUAAUAAUGUCCAUCAAGACCAUAUAUGAUAUGACUGUGAACUUGUUAAUGUGCCAUAGUGGUUUAUAAAUUUAAGCAUAAUGAAGUUAUUGUUUACCACUGAGGUGUUAAUAUAACAUAGUAUUUAAAAAAAGUUUGCUCAUCUUAUCCUGUGUAACUGUAAACUAAAGGUACUAACCACAUUUUCUUUGUAAUAUGUUCUACUUUGCCUUUCACUGGAAAUGAUCACUUUACAUCAUUGGUAUUUUUUUCAUGUUCUUCUAUUACAACCUAAAAUAAAUAAAUGUCAAAGUGUAUCGUGCUAUAAAAAUCUA
Molecule: messenger RNA, 2672 nt
Organism: Balaenoptera musculus (blue whale)
Lineage: Eukaryota; Metazoa; Chordata; Mammalia; Artiodactyla; Balaenopteridae
Gene: NAP1L3
Product: nucleosome assembly protein 1 like 3
Exons: 1
Coding region: 356-1798 (480 amino acids)
Biological process (GO): nucleosome assembly
Cellular component (GO): nucleus; chromatin
Molecular function (GO): histone binding; chromatin binding
Source: RefSeq, a predicted model, not a curated record